CUCGGCUUAUGCUCCUAGUGGUAUUGACGCAGCCUUGAUAUCUUGAUGUAGAGCGCUUCCAGGUCCCAUACAUCGAAGCAAUCCAUCCAACGAGACCAGCAUGGAUGUUGGGUUCCGAUCCCCACCCACGCUGGGAUUCUCUGGUCGAAAAUGACAUAUCUUGAGUCGGAAUGCCAGGUUGGGAGGCAGGAGGACUCACUUUUGAUCCCGUAUACGACGAUCAGUAGUGCCAGUGCUGCUUCGUCGCACACCAGCCGCCAGUCUGCGAGUCUAUCAAGGGUCAAGACCACAGCGUGGUUUCAGGCAUGCUCUGGCGCGGGGCGUAGCUGAUGGACAGUCUACAGGAUCCCUGCUCCACUGGGCAAUCGGAGUGCUG
Molecule: messenger RNA, 376 nt
Organism: Pseudovirgaria hyperparasitica
Lineage: Eukaryota; Fungi; Ascomycota; Dothideomycetes; Acrospermales; Acrospermaceae
Exons: 1
Coding region: 151-330 (59 amino acids)
Source: RefSeq, a predicted model, not a curated record